UUAAAGCACAACCGUAAUGAUUUUGUAGCGAAGUGGGAGUAUCAGCGAUUCCUCAAAUAUACACCUCAAAAGGAUGUGAAUUCUGAUGCUAAAAAAAUUACUAGUAGGCGUUAUAUAAAUUAAUAACAUUCUGAAGAUUACGUAACACAUAUGUAGUUUAUGAAAGGAAGUUUAACGAACACGGAGAUACAUUUGAAGAUGGAACAAUUUCAACAUGAAAAUUCUUCGAAAGUUACAUUCACCAAACAUACGAGACGUCCCAAAUUAGUUGUUGGCCUGAUCGUUAUAAUAGUUUUAGCAGUAGCAGUUAUUGUGGGACUAGUUGUGUAUUUUAAUACAGGUAACGAAGCGAGUGACACGAAACAAGCUAAAGACAAGAAUUCUAACAAUCAAGCCCAGGUACACAACGAAUUGAUAGACUGUCAUCCAGAUAAAGGUGCUAGCCAGGAUUCUUGUUCAAAGAGAGGAUGCAUUUGGGCGGAACAAAAGAUGAAGGGAGCACCUUGGUGCAUAUACCCAGAGAGUCAUGGUUAUUUGAUAGAUGGUGAUGUUAUGAUGACAACCCGAGGCCAAUCGGCCAGACUGCAUAGGAUACAGACAGAUACCAUAUAUGGGGGAGAUAUAUACGAAAAACUUUCUGUUACCGUCGAAUACCAAACAGAGAACAGUUUAAGGGUUAAGAUUGUACCUAAUAAUGUGACAAGGUAUGAAGUUCCCCUAGAGGCUCUAAAUAUUACAGCGUCCAGCACACUACCUGAUGUUCCACUCUAUGACGUCACAUUAAUAAAAGGGCCACCACAGUUUGGAAUAGUUGUCAAAAGAAAGGGGACAAACACAACCGUAUUUUCUACAGAUCUACCUGGAAUGACCUACUCUGAUCAGUUUUUACAAAUAACAACUCGACUACCGUCUGAUAAUCUCUAUGGGUUUGGUGAACAUAUUCAUCGUAGAUUUCGUCAUGACAUGAAUUGGAAAAGGUGGAGUAUAUUUACAAGGGAUAUUGGUGCAGUGGGACCAGAGAAUCUGUAUGGCGCUCAUCCAGUUUAUAUGAAUUUAGAAAAUGAUGGCAAAGCCUCCGUCGUCUUACUGAAAAAUAGCAAUGCCAUGGAGGUAGUGUUACAACCAAGUCCUAAUCCUGCUAUAACAUAUCGUGUGAUUGGUGGUAUUCUGGAUUUCUAUAUAUUUAUGGGACCAAGUCCUGAACAGGCUGUACAACAAUAUAUACAGGCUAUAGGACGACCUGUAAUGCCACCAUAUUGGUCUUUAGGAUAUCAUCUAUGUAGAUGGGGAUAUAAAGAUUUAGAAGAUAUGAAGAUGGUGAUCAACAGAACCAGAGCUGCUGGUAUACCUUAUGAUGUUCAAUGGGGUGAUAUAGAAUAUAUGUAUAAGAAAUAUGCCUUUACCUAUGACAGAAAAGACUGGUCUGGUCUUCCUGAAGUUGUUCAAGAUUUACAUACAAACAACAUGAAAUUUGUAGUUAUUGUAGAUCCAGGAAUUGGUGCCGAUAGAACUAUAAAUAUUGUUUGUAUUCAAUGUACUAUAAUAAAUAUGAGUUAUGUUUGGUUUUAA
This is a messenger RNA of Patella vulgata (common limpet), 1569 nucleotides long. Its product is annotated as sucrase-isomaltase, intestinal. Lineage: Eukaryota; Metazoa; Mollusca; Gastropoda; Patellidae. Gene Ontology annotation, molecular function: alpha-1,4-glucosidase activity; carbohydrate binding. The record is from RefSeq and is a predicted model, not a curated record. The coding region runs from base 160 to 1569 and encodes 469 amino acids. Gene Ontology annotation, biological process: carbohydrate metabolic process. The transcript has 11 exons.